AUGGUGCUCAUUACAAGGCCAUUGUCACCGACGUACUCGACAACCUUUGAAAAUGACCGGCAGCCGGAAUCAAAGUUUCCUUUUUCUCAAGUGUUCGUAGCACCUAAAGACACCGGCAAACAUACGGAGUUCGUGGAAAACCAAGAAGUGGAGCCCAAGACGCCAAUCGACAGGAACACCUUUCACAAGUUUGAAAUACCCGUACCUGAUGAUCUCAAGGAAUACGCAAAGGUGGAGAACGCGCACAAAGAGUUCCAGAAGGCGAUCGGCGCUGCAUUGGUGUUUGUUCGCCGUCAUCUCAAUGUGCGAGACCUCGCAGCGCCGCACCACUAUGCUGCAGGAGAUGCACUUCAGAAAUCUAACACAAAAGCUGCUAUUGUUAAAAAGACUGAAGAGGCAGCUCGACAGUUGGAAUCUACAAAAAUAUAUAAUAAAGGCAGGUAUAUGGACGAGUUCAGCGUGCGCGAGGACCUGAUGGGGCUGGCCAUCGGCACGCACGGCGCCAACAUCCGGAAUUCGGAAUCGUGCUCGUGCUAA
Molecule: messenger RNA, 537 nt
Organism: Parnassius apollo (apollo)
Lineage: Eukaryota; Metazoa; Arthropoda; Insecta; Lepidoptera; Papilionidae
Source: the annotation of a GenBank genome assembly